This is a messenger RNA of Ixodes scapularis (black-legged tick), 3583 nucleotides long. It is a transcript of the gene Iswi, whose product is annotated as SWI/SNF-related matrix-associated actin-dependent regulator of chromatin subfamily A member 5. The record is from RefSeq and is a predicted model, not a curated record. Gene Ontology annotation, biological process: regulation of transcription by RNA polymerase II; nucleosome organization. NCBI's taxonomy places the organism in Eukaryota, Metazoa, Arthropoda, Arachnida, Ixodida, Ixodidae. The transcript is spliced from 19 exons. Gene Ontology annotation, molecular function: histone binding; DNA binding; ATP binding. The coding region runs from base 174 to 3236 and encodes 1020 amino acids. Gene Ontology annotation, cellular component: chromatin; nucleus.
ACAAACGAAAAUUAGCGCGCGCCACGCGCCGUCUACCGGAAUAAUCUGUAGAAAAAAAACCGAGAUUAGCGGGCAGUUUUUGCCGGGAACCAUUGCACAUGCUUUGUGCUGCCCUGCAACCCUUUAAUUUGCCAUUAAAAGUCGCCUAGGAGCGACUAAUAACACUUUUAAUCAUGUUGGAACAGAACCCGGAGUUAGGCGAUCCCGUCGAAGAAGAGGACGAGGAAAGCCCGGAGAGCACCAAAGAGUCGACACCAGAUGAGGAGGACACGCUUACGGGAAAGAGGGACGAGGCGGACUAUGAUAGCAAACUGGAUUUGGACAGAGGCAACAGAUUCGACUACCUCCUGCAACAGACCGAGAUCUUCGCACAUUUUAUGACCACAAGCAGCGCCGCCAAGGGCGUCACGUCGCCACUCAAACUGAAGCCUGGGCGGCCCAAACUGAAGAAGAAUGACGAAAAGGCGAAACUGGCCGCCAUUGGAGACCUGCGUCACCGCAUGACAGAGCAAGAGGAAGACGAAGAGCUUCUGUCGGACAGCCGCCGCAAGGAGAUUGUGGUUACCCGCUUUGAGGAGUCUCCCUCGUACAUCAAGGGGGGAGAGCUGAGGGACUACCAGGUGCGCGGCCUCAACUGGAUGAUCUCGCUCUACGAGCACGGGAUCAACGGCAUCCUCGCCGACGAGAUGGGUCUGGGCAAGACCCUGCAGACCAUCUCCCUGCUGGGCUACAUGAAGCACCACCGCAACAUCAACGGCCCCCACAUGGUCAUUGUGCCCAAGUCGACCCUGGCCAACUGGAUGAGCGAGUUCGAGCGAUGGUGCCCCUCCCUCCGCGCCGUCUGCCUCAUUGGAGAUCAAGAGACCAGGGCGGCGCUCAUCCGCGACACCCUGAUGCCUGGCGAGUGGGACGUCUGCGUCACCUCGUACGAGAUGGUCAUCCGGGAGAAGGCGGUGCUCAAGAAGUUCAACUGGCGCUACCUGGUCAUUGACGAGGCCCACCGCAUCAAGAACGAGAAGUCCAAGCUUUCAGAGAUCGUGCGGGAGUUCAAGACCACGAACCGUCUGCUCCUGACGGGUACUCCGCUGCAGAACAACCUCCACGAGUUGUGGGCACUCCUCAACUUCCUGCUGCCCGACGUCUUCAACUCGUCCGAGGACUUUGACUCGUGGUUCAACACCAGCAACUGCCUGGGUGACAACCACCUGGUGGAGCGGCUGCAUGCGGUGCUGCGGCCCUUCCUGCUGCGUCGCCUCAAGUCUGAGGUGGAGAAGAAGCUGCUCCCCAAGAAGGAGGUGAAGGUGUACGUGGGGCUCUCCAAGAUGCAGCGGGAGUGGUACACCAAGUGCCUCCUCAAGGACAUUGACGUGGUCAACGGUGCGGGCAAGGUGGACAAGAUGCGCCUGCUCAACAUCCUCAUGCAGCUGAGAAAGUGCUGCAACCACCCGUACCUCUUCGAUGGAGCCGAGCCAGGGCCGCCUUACACGACGGACGAGCACAUUGUGUACAACUGCGGCAAGAUGGUGAUCCUGGACAAGCUGCUGCCCAAGCUCAAGGCCCAGGGUUCCCGGGUGCUCGUGUUCUCACAGAUGACGCGCAUGCUGGACAUCCUCGAGGACUACUGCCUGUGGCGGCGCUACGGCUACUGCCGCCUCGACGGGCAGACGCCCCACGAAGAACGAACGCUUUCCAUCAAUGAGUUCAACCGACCCGGAAGUGAGAAGUUCCUGUUCAUGCUGUCGACGCGUGCGGGAGGUCUUGGCAUCAACCUGGCCACCGCCGACGUUGUUAUCCUCUUCGACUCUGACUGGAAUCCCCAAGUGGACCUGCAGGCAAUGGACAGGGCUCAUCGGAUUGGACAGACCAAGGCAGUGCGGGUGUUCCGUCUCAUAACGGAGAACACCGUCGAGGAACGCAUUGUGGAGAGGGCAGAAGUCAAGCUACGGCUGGACACCGUUGUCAUCCAGCAAGGGCGCCUGGUGGACGCCCAGGCGAAGCUGGGCAAGGAGGAGAUGCUGGGUAUGAUCCGGCACGGGGCGGACCACAUCUUCGCCUCCAAGGACAGCGAGAUCACGGACGAGGACAUAGACGCCAUCCUGGAGAAAGGGGAGCGCAAGACGGAGGAACUCAAGACCAAGCUCGAGUCUCUCGGGGAGGGCUCCCUGCGCAACUUCACCCUCGACACCCCGCAGGAGUCCGUCUACAAGUUUGAGGGCCAGGACUACCGAGAGAAGCAGAAGAGUGGCGGGCUGAAUUGGAUCGAACCGCCCAAGCGGGAGCGCAAGGCCAACUAUGCGGUUGACGCGUAUUUCAGGGAGGCCCUGCGUGUCAGCGAACCAAAAGCCCCCAAGGCACCCAGACCGCCCAAGCAGCCGAACAUCCAGGACUUCCAGUUCUUUCCACCGAGGCUGUUUGAACUGCUCGACAAGGAGAUCUACUACUACCGCAAGACCAUUGGCUACAAGGUCCCGAAGAAUCCCGACCUUGGCUCGGAUGCCAGCCGCAUUCAGCGAGAAGAGCAGGCGAAGAUAGACGAGUCGGAGCCACUCACCGAGGAGGAGCUCUCGGAGAAGGAGAAACUGCUGACCGAGGGUUUCACAAACUGGGCUCGCCGAGACUUCAACCAGUUCAUCAAGGCCAACGAGAAGUACGGCCGCGACGACAUCGAGAGCAUUGCACGGGACGUUGAGGGAAAGACGCCAGAAGAGGUGAUGGAAUACUCGGCGGUGUUCUGGGAACGCUGCCACGAGCUGCAGGACAUCGAGCGGCUGAUGGCGCAGAUUGAGAAGGGGGAGGCACGCAUCCAGCGCCGGGCGUCCAUCAAGCGCGCCCUGGACGCCAAGAUGGCGCGCUACCGGGCCCCGUUCCACCAGCUGCGCAUUGCCUACGGCACCAACAAGGGCAAGAACUACACGGAGGAGGAGGACCGCUUCCUCGUCUGCAUGCUGCACAAGCUGGGCUUUGACCGGGAGAAUGUGUACGACGAGCUGCGGGCCGCCAUCCGCCAGGCGCCCCAGUUCCGCUUCGACUGGUUCAUCAAAUCGCGCACUGCCGCUGAGCUCCAACGUCGCUGCAACACGCUCAUCACUCUCAUAGAGCGGGAGAACCAGGAACUUGAGGAGAAGGAGAAGGCGGAGCGCAAGCGCAGGGGCGGUGGACGUCCAAGCACUCCCAAGGGGAAGCGCAAGAUGGACGGAAUGCCCGAAGGCCGCAAGAAGAAGCGGAAAACUCAGUGAGCGAAACGAAGGCUUUGAGACGUGCGUCUGCUUUCGUGGCGGCGAAAACGGCGACGUGCACACGACUCCAAGACAAGAUUGAGAGGGCAUGCGCACGCGCGCGUGCAAGUCGAAGAAGAGGUUUUGUCUGCACUCUGUUCACUACUUCCAUUUUGUCAUCGUAGCCCGCAUACCGUGGUCCCCGAUAUCGAGAUACAUAACUCCUCCGGUUUUUGUUUUAGUGCAACUAUUUAUUUUUCAUUUGUUUUCCAACGAGACUUACGACGAGAUGAGACAAGGCAACAACGCAAAACGAUCCAUUCCUAUUUGCCAGUGCUGUCACAAUAAAUGUGUAUGUGUUAAAGGAA